CGUGAACUGAUAGCAAAGCAACAACAACAGCAGCACCCCUCCGUAAAUAUAUAUAACACAUAACACUGUGUUUUUGGGGUAGUUUAGCGAAAAUGGGAGACAAACAGAGUUGUUUCUGAUUUAUUUAUUUAUUUCUGAUUUAUCUAGUUAGCUUUUUUUUGUAGUAGCCACUUCCGCUUUUGUCAAUUUUGGCAACUUCCGAGGCGACAGCAGCAGACAACUCGUUGGUGGCAACUUUUUUUUUUUAGCUUUUCAGUUGUGAGUGCUGACAUGGACCGAAUGAAUGUGCCUCCCGCGGGCCCCUUGGAGCUGCCCCUGUCCCUGCUGGAGAUGGGAUGCUCUGGCAGGUUUGAGGUCAUCACACAUCCCCUGGCUGGUCAGCCUUUACCUCCACAGAGCACGCUCCCCCACGGUCUACCUCCCACCAGCCUGAGCCUGGAGAAAGAAGUAGAGAAACAGUUUUUACAGGACCCGGCCUGGCUUCCUAUACAUGACACUGACUUUGCCUUCCAGAAGUUUCUCAAGGUGACUCAGAGAGAAGUUAACGUCGACUCUUUACUCAAAUGCACUCCGUCUACUCUUCACUCCGGUCUCUCUGUCGUCAGAGAUCCAACCACAGGCAUGCUGCUGGACUUCACAGAGGUGUUACUGGAGAACACCGGCAUGUCAGCAAAGAACUCGCUUUCAUUUCAACGACAACCUGGACCUCCGUCAGAGAGCCUCAGAGGAAGCAACACUAACUACCCUUUCCUCCCCGGAGGAAUGGAGGAGCUUAGUCUGGACCAAAUCAAGAAGAAAUCCGAGCUGGAGGAAGACAUCGACUUUGAGAAAGAUUUACUUCAAGUCCCUCCUGGGUUUAAAGCUGGGAUGGACUUCACUGACAAAAAUGCCAAGCUAGCAAAAGCAGAGGUCAAUCUCAUGUCCCUCCUGUCUACAUUUGAUUACAUCACUGAUCUACAGCCUGAGGAGAAAGAGGAAGAGGAAGCCAAAGGGAGGGAAGACGCACCCAAACUACCAAGAACAAACAGCCUCGAAGAGCUGGGCAUCAAGGACGCCGUGUCAUCCUCGUCUCCCUCAGAGAAAGGAAAAGAGGAGAAAUCAAAGCCAAAAGAAAACUCGGAGGAAAAUAAAAAGUGGGCGAUCCCUGUCAACAUUUCUUCCCCCUGUGAUGAUUUCUAUAAACGCAUCCCCAACCCAGCUUUCAAGUGGCCGUUUGAGUUGGACACGUUCCAGAAGCAGGCUGUGCUCAGGCUGGAGAACCACGACUCUGUGUUUGUGGCCGCGCACACAUCAGCUGGCAAAACAGUGGUGGCCGAGUACGCCAUCGCGCUCUCCCAGAAACACAUGACGAGGACCAUCUACACCUCUCCCAUUAAAGCCCUGUCCAAUCAGAAGUUCAGAGACUUUAAAAACACCUUCAGCGAUGUGGGACUCUUAACAGGAGAUGUCCAGCUCAGCCCUGAAUCUUCAUGUCUCAUCAUGACCACUGAGAUCCUCAGGUCUAUGCUUUACAACGGUUCAGAGGUCAUCAGAGACUUGGAGUGGGUGAUCUUUGACGAGGUUCAUUACAUCAACGAUGCUGAGAGAGGCGUCGUGUGGGAGGAGGUUUUGAUUAUGCUUCCCGAUCACGUCAGUAUCAUCCUCCUGAGCGCCACAGUGCCAAACGCUCUGGAGUUCAGUGAAUGGAUCGGUCGGAUAAAGAAGAAGCACAUUUACGUGAUCAGCACGAUGAAGAGACCCGUGCCUUUGGAGCAUUAUCUGUACACUGGAAACAGCACCAAGACUCAGAAAGAGAUGUUCCUGCUGGUGGACGCUGUGGGCAACUUCCUCACUAAAGGGUACUAUGCAGCUGUCGAUGCAAAGAAGGACCGCACCAGCAAACAUGCCCAAUCAUUUGGAACAAAAAACACAUCUCACAACACCACAGCGAGUCAGGACCGAUCGGUGUGGCUCACUCUCCUGCACUUCCUGUCCCAGAGGCAGCAGACGCCCGUCGUCGCCUUCACCUUCUCUCGGACACGCUGCGACGACAACGCCCGCUCACUCGACUCCAUGGACAUGACCACCUCUGUGGAGAAGGCUGAGAUCCACUCCUUCUUCCAGAAGAGCAUGAGUCGCCUCAGGGGAGGAGACAGACAGCUGCCUCAGAUCUUGGUCAUGAGGGAUCUGCUGAAGAGGGGGAUAGCGGUCCAUCACAGCGGGAUCCUGCCCAUACUGAAGGAGGUCAUCGAGAUGCUCUUCUCACGGGGUCUCGUGAAGGUGCUCUUUGCGACUGAGACGUUUGCGAUGGGCGUGAACAUGCCUGCUCGUACGGUGGUGUUCGACAGCAUCAGGAAACACGACGGGACGGGCUUCAGGAAUCUGCUGCCAGGUGAGUACAUUCAGAUGGCGGGCAG
This is a messenger RNA of Labrus bergylta (ballan wrasse), 2396 nucleotides long. The record is from RefSeq and is a predicted model, not a curated record. Lineage: Eukaryota; Metazoa; Chordata; Actinopteri; Labriformes; Labridae.